Molecule: messenger RNA, 3432 nt
Organism: Brettanomyces bruxellensis
Lineage: Eukaryota; Fungi; Ascomycota; Pichiomycetes; Pichiales; Pichiaceae
Exons: 3
Coding region: 1-3432 (1143 amino acids)
Biological process (GO): DNA-templated transcription; positive regulation of transcription by RNA polymerase II
Molecular function (GO): DNA-binding transcription factor activity, RNA polymerase II-specific; zinc ion binding; sequence-specific DNA binding
Source: RefSeq, a predicted model, not a curated record
AUGUCUAAUUACAGCAGGGCCAACCCACCAUACUAUUUUCAAAACAUUAAUAAUCUUCCAAUAACAAUGGACAGAUAUCAUAACGGUUAUACGGUGGCAGAAUGCAAACAAAAGACGGUACGACCAAUACAAACUAAAAUCGGCAUUAUCGAACUAUUUACAAAUAGCAGGACACGGAGGGCAACGGUAUCACUAAUUUCAGGCAUAGUACUUCUAAAUUGUGCAAUUUGCUACCAACUGCUGCAAUCUAGGCAACUCACUACAGACUCAGAGCGCAAAUUACAACAUACAAUUAUGGAGAAUCAAGUAUCCAAGUCGGUCAUGGCUGUACAUAUAGGAAUGCUUCGCAAGCAACUUUUGGACCACAACCUGAUUCCCGUUUCAUCUUCCAAAGCAUUACUUCUUUCAACACGUGUUUUAGAUUUAAAUCAAAAUGAUGGUGGAAAUGUGUGUCUAGACACACGCUCGAUCUCGCAUUCUAUACUUGCCCAGCUAAUACCACCUCAUUCCGAUUAUGAUCCCAUGCAUAAACUUGGUGAGAGCAUUGUCGGAUCCAUUUCAUCUUUCAAUGGCAAUCUCAAGCAAGGUGAAAGUGGUAAGACCCACAAGGAAAAGCAAAACAGUAAGAAGCAAAUUGCGAGGGGUUCAUCGAAAAAAAGCAAGAAGAUAGAGAUUGAAAAUGAAAAAGCUGCAUCGGCAGUUAUCAGGAUAACUCGGUCAAUUUCAGCAUGUAAGCGUUGUCGGCAGAAGAAGAUCAAAUGUUCGCACGAUUUUCCAAGAUGUAAAGGCUGCAUUAGGGCAAAUGUUGACUGUGUGUCCAUUGACCCGGCCACCGGGCGUGAGGUUCCCAGAUCAUACAUUGUUUACCUUGAAUCCGAGGUUGAAAGACUGAAGAAGGAACUUGGGGAGACCGAUUUUCGAAGGCCCACAAAUCCAAAUAUCACUAAAUACGACCUGGUGGGGGUAAAUGGAAAAAAUAUGGAAGGAUCGGGAGCCAGAGAUGAGAAGGAAGAUGAAGAUGAUGGUGCAAAGGUGAUGGAUCAGGUGGAGAUUUCUACUGCCGACUCCGGAUCAACGGCACCUUCAUCUUUUUUUGGUGCGUCUUCAGGCAUCACGUUUGCCAAAUUGAUGUUUACUGCCCUGAACUUCAAGACAACAAACGAGACGACGGAUGUUGAAGAUAGGAAGUGCAGUAACUCGAAUGCUGAUGCUAAGAUAGAGAAUAAGGAGAACGAGCAUAAGCUGGAUUCAACUAAGAUAUCCACUGGCUUGGGCCAAGAACUAGUGCAAAGCUCGAUAGUGGAUACGUCGAUGAUGAAAGGCUUUGCUCAGAACUCGAAAGCAGCGCUUUUACCACCGAAACAGCAGGCUGUCACAUUGCUAUCGCUAUAUUUUUCGCAAUCCAACGCUCAGCUUCCAAUUUUUCACCGUGAAAUGUUCUUGGAGCGGUAUUUUCAGCCGUUAUACGGUGAUAUUCCGGACAACCUGUCGCUAGCAUCGUCAUAUACAUCGAUAAAUAAGGAUAUGCUGAUUCAUAUAGACGACAAAGACACUUGGUACCAUCAGUAUACAGAGAAGUUGGACCAGGCCAUAGAGCAGAAGAAGAACUUUGAUCCGUUGCGGUUCUCAGCCACGGUGGAAGUUCCGCAGAGAUUCCACAAACCACUAUAUUUCAUGAAUAUAGUGUUUGCAGUUGCAACUUCCGUCCUCCACCAGCAGUAUCCAGAGCAGAUUUCUGGUGAGUUCAAGAAUUCGGCUUUGAGAUAUAUUGAUGAGGUGUACUCGUCGGUCGAUCGACUCGAGGCACUCCAGGCGAUCAUGUGUCUAACAUUAUACUCAUUAAUGAGACCAUGUGUUCCUGGCUGCUGGUAUUUGCUUGGGUCCACACUUCGUCUCGCAAUUGAUUUGGGUCUGCACUGGGAGAUGAACUCCAGAAAAUUCGACCCUUUUACUCUGGAUAUGAGGAGAAGAUUGUUCUGGAGUUGCUACUCUUUGGAUCGCCAGAUCUGUGUCUAUCUGGGGAGGCCCUUCGGAAUACCGGAGGAAAGCUAUAGGGUGCCGUUUCCAAGCGAGUUGGAUGAUUCGUUAAUAGUCCCAGUUCCAGAAAGCUCUUCUUGCGAUUAUUCGGUUCAGAAAAGCGGCGGUCCGUCGUAUAAAAGAGUGGCAAUUGCGAUGUUCGUGAUGCGGCAGAUCCAAACUGAGAUCCAGUCGGUUAUGUACGACCAGAAAGAGCUACCGCGAAGAUUUUCGACUUUAGAAGAGUGGUACCGGGACGUCUCGAGAAGAUUAACUGUCUGGAUACAGAAUGUUCCGAGAAACACACAGGAGAUGAACUGCAACUUCAACUGUGAGUUCUUCAACUUAAACUACAACCAUGCCAGAAUUAUGCUCAACGGCUUAUCUCCAAAGCAUUACUCGCUUAGCACGGAGAACUAUCUCACUCUCAUGGAGGCAUCCAUGGAAACUAUAAUCUCGUAUCACGAGCUUUACAUUUACAAGCUCUUGAACUACACCUGGGUUGCUACACAUAACUUGUUUAUGGCAGGCACAUCUUUUCUAUACACACUAUUCAACUGCGACGAGGCCCGAAAAAGCGUACCUCUAUCAAAGGUGCAGAAAGUCACUUACUACUGCAACAUGAUCCUCAACAGCCUAAAACCCAAAUGUGAUGCGGCCUCCCACUGCAAAAAUGCAUUUGAGAUCUUGACUGCUGCCGUCAUCAAGUUGAAAUACACAAACAACAUUGUGCACUCGGUCAAUUUAUCGAAGAUCCCAUCUGGCCAGCAGAUUGAGGAAAUGCAGCCCGGAAAAUAUCUUCCGGAUGGCAUCAAGAACUUCGUAGCAAGCCUACCUUCGUCCAUUCGGGAAGCAGACGAAGAUUCCAGGCGGAAAAGUCAGCAGAAUGCUCCAGUAUUGAAUACUCGGGUCACCGACCAAAAAUGGAAUCGCGAACUUCAAUCCUAUGCUGAUAUUGAGUCUCAAAGCUCACCAGAUGGCGGUGCAUUGCCCCUUGAUUCAUCUGUGUUCAGGUGGUCAACAAACGAAGAUGAUCUCAACAAAUUCUUCGACCAGCUGCAAGAUAUCAGUUCACCCUCUUCCUCGGGCCAUUCAUUAAAUAAUGAUGAGUACCAGUUGCCAGUUCUGUCUUAUAAUGAUGAAUCUCCGGCACCUGGACAGGGAAUCGAUGCUGGAAUCAGUCGAAGUACCAGUAUAGUUUCGCUCAGUAACUUGUCUGCUGCCCCAAGAACAGAUGCUGAUAAAAUGGCACAGGCAAAUGUUGAAGAAGCCGGAAAGUCAGGGCAUCCGCACCUCAUUAGAGACGGAAGAAAGGUGUUUCGGAUGAUUCAUGAAGUGCCAAAUGAAAGCAUAUGGGACCAGUUCUUCACCACCCCAUAUCCUGGGCCCAAGGUGAAAAACGAGCAAGUUCGGUAG